Molecule: messenger RNA, 2338 nt
Organism: Hyaloscypha bicolor E
Lineage: Eukaryota; Fungi; Ascomycota; Leotiomycetes; Helotiales; Hyaloscyphaceae
Exons: 1
Coding region: 138-2312 (724 amino acids)
Source: RefSeq, a predicted model, not a curated record
GGCUGAGCUGGGCGUGCUUGAGUCGUCGUUUCUGAUGCGAAGAGCCUUCAAAUAGUUGAAUAGCCCGCGCAAAGAGUUUCCCUUUCAGUUCUCUGAAUUGUAGUUCACUUUCUGAGGUAAAUGCUUCUUAGAUUUUCAUGACAUUUUGCUGCUCUGAUCCACGAAGGGCUUCAAUGGCAUCACCUGCGUUGAACGAAAAUGUCUUCUCAAAGGAGGGGAAUUCCCUAGUUCGUACGGAGGAUAUCCCACAGCCUGCUGCAAAAGACAGCGACAAGUCUCCUCCCCGGCGCCCGGUGUAUUUUACAGUUCAUCUAAUCAUUUGCCUCGUAUGGCUCGGCCCAGCAAUCGCUCUUUUAGUCCUGAACUUCCAGAACCGUGUCGUUGGCGCUAGUAUCGGCUGUGUCAGCUGCCGCGUGAACCCAUUCUCCAGCACCGUAUACCAAGAACAGGCGAACUUCAAUAAGAAAGACCAUACAGCUCUCAGCGGUCUGCAGUUCGCUGCCAAGGCCCUGGAAAUCUGGUUUGCGCUCGUGGCAGCUGGUUUUAUAUACGAUGUACUUGUGAUCAUCUCGGUACAUCGCGGCCAUCUCCCCAUCGGCAUGUUCGCGAAAUAUCUGCAAUUCGGGGAACUCGUUAGCAUUUUUCAGUUCCCAUCUGGCUGCAAGAACCUCUUGCAUUGGGGAUUUAUUUUCUUUGUGGUGUGCAUGUGCCUUUUAAUGAACGUCAUCGGACCAGCUAUCGCCAUCUUGAUGAUACCGACUCUGCAAUGGAUCGACGUUGACUUCAUGAGUACGGCAGUGUUCGAUAAGUUGGCAUCUAGCAGUCCUCCAAGCAAUGUGGCUAUCUCUCCGGGAUGUACCGCAUCUUUACUGGGAGUUGGAAAUUUCUCUUGCACGGCGGAGCCAUGCGCCCACACUCUGGAUGAAGUAUUCUCUUCCGUGGCGGCGUCACUAGGUCAGGUAAAUGUUACCCCAAUCGUAUUCGAUCCAGUCAUUGUUCAGAUAGAUCACGUGUCCGUCAUUGUCAACACGACGGACCCAGCCGUGGAUUGGAUCUUGAGCCGGCAGGUCGCCGGGGAGCUUUCCGAUGAUUAUCUCCGCUAUUCCACUGCACUUCAACAAGAUCCCCCGCCUCCCAGGUACUCAACUUUGGAGAAAUCUCUCAACACACUCCUCUCGCGAGAAGGUCCGGUUUUAGGUCUUGGUGGUGGUUGCUAUAAGGGUAGUCUUGCUGUUGCUGAGCUAGCAGACGAUAGGAGCAUUCGCUGCUAUGGUGGAUGGAAUCUGUUCUCCCAGGGUAAUUCCGAGUAUGUCAAGUGCAUUCGCGUAGGAAAUGGAUGGGCUGGGACAAAUUUCCAAUCGAAUUUAUAUCUCAGCAAUGCCAAUUCGACAGGCAAUGAUGUGGCUAUAAUCGCUCAUUUCACGGAUCACGCUCAUACCCCACUCACCACCGACGACCCGCAUUGCUUCGAUGGUGAUGGUAACCCCCAGUCGGAUCCAGAAUGUAACUGGGACGCCAUAUUCGCACAGUCACCUCCAUCGGAUCUAUGGAAUACCUCCACGAACUUCAUACUCGUGGAAUAUCACAUUCCGGGCCUCUCAACGCCAAACAACACAGUCUGGUGCGACGACAUCUCAUACCUAAACUUCCAAGGCUACUCCCUCGACCCAUCGCCCUACUCAAACUUCAUCCAUCUAACCCUCCUCUCAGAUUUCGCACCCGUCCUUCCAGGAACAGUUCCCCUCGUUGUACACCCGGACUGGAUUCUCGCCGCCUGGUCAGCCGACCGAAACGGCACUGUCGACUCCACUCGUGCAUCAUCCUCACUAAUGUCUGCUAGACUAGAGAAUGCCCUGACGAACACGAAUGCGAGUCGAGACUUAGAUCUACUCAAUUUCCUCGACGGCAUCGUCAUGGAUCAAGCCCUCUCACUAAUCGACUACUCCACCACGUCCACAUCACCAUCACCAACAACAACAGCGAAAACACGACCCAGCACCGACCACCCACAGCUCAAGACCUCGGCUCAGAUCCAAGUCUGGAUCUUCGGCUUGCACUCCGAGACCUCGAAACUCGGAGCGGCGGUCGUCGGCAUCUGCUGUGUGGUUGCCGGGUUGCGCGUCGUCGCGGCGCUGAAGAGAGCCACGUUGGGCCAUUACGCUGCGCCGAAGACGCUGAUGGAGCUCCUUCUUGACGCGCUGCAGCACGAUCCCUUGGUAGCGGCUCAGGAGGUCCAUCCGAGGCGCGUGUCGGUGGGGGUCAAGGAUCAAUGGGGAAAUUUGUCCUUUGUUAAUACGGAAGGAAUGGUUUAAUUAACGGGGGAAGGGGGGGGGGGGUG